AUUUUAACCAUAUUUUUUUUUUUUGCAAAUUUAAACCCAGUCUGUAAAUUUAAACCAGUAAAAUGACGCACAAUACAGUAAGUCUUCAAGUCUCAUUACCUCAAAUGCUUGACUUAGCACUUGGAACUCCCGAGGUAGGAUCUGUUAAUCUAAACAUUCUUCAUAAUUUUCUCCAUGUUCUACUUCAUCAAAUAAAUCUGACUAAUUCAAAAGUCGAAUACCGAGGCGAUGAUGCAACUCGACUCAAAACAAUAAUUUCGUCAUUGAAUACAGGACCAAGUGUUUAUUUACACGAGUACAGUAUCACUGAUAACGAAGGUAAUGUUACCCAACGUGACCAUACUCCUGAUACUUCAAUUCCAGCUGCUGAAAUUUAUAAAACCGAUUCUAAAAAUUCAAUUAGUAAAAGUAAACAAGACAUUACUAAUGAAGAAAAAAAUUCCGAAGCUCCAGUCAUAAAAAAAACUAAAGGGUUGAAACAAAAAAUUGGGAAGGGAAUUGAAGAUAAUUGUCAAUCAGUUAUUUUUGUUGAGCCGAUAAAAGACGGGUUAGUUCCUAGUGCGCUGGGAUUUAAAAAGUUGAAUGACACGGUUGAAAAACUUGAGCAACAAUUUAAAUCGCUCGAAGACUUGGCAACUAAUCCGGAAAUAAUUGAACGUAUCAAAACAGGUCGAGCGGAUCCUCUAAAUGAUAUGUGGAGUAUUAUUAAUAUUAACAAAAGACUUGAUGCAAGUGAACAGGGAAUUAGUAAACUAAUGACGUUGUUACAAGAUGUAAUUAAAAGCGAAGAUAAAUCUGACGUGACUAAACGGAAACGGAGUAAAAAAAAUAAAAGUUCUAGUGAUAAUAGAUCUAAAAAAACUAAUGAAAUUGAAAUGAAAAAUUUAAAUAUGAGUGAACAUUCAUCAACUUCAAGCAAAACUAAUGAUAAUCAGUCAAUUAAUUCUAAAACUGAAAAUCAACCAUCGCUCGCAAGAAUACUUUCUGGUUCGUUAACUUCCGCUUACAUGGUGGCAGCACAUGAAGAAAAGAAUAAUCCAACAGUUCCGCGUGAAAAUGAUGAUAAUGAUUCAAUAAAUUCUAAAACUGAGGAUCAACCAUCACUAGCAAGAAUACUUUCCGGUUCAUUAACUUCCGCUUACAUGGUGGCAGCACAUCAAGAAAAGAAUAAUCCACCAGUUCCGCGUGAAAAUGAUGACGAUUCAAUAAAUUCUAAAGCUGAAGAUCAACCAUCGCUCGCAAGAAUCCUUUCCGGUUCAUUAACUUCCGCUUACAUGGUCGCAGCAUAUCAAGAAAAGAAUAAUCCAACAGUUCCGCGUGAAAAUGAUGACGAUUCAAUAAAUUCUAAAGCUGAAGAUCAACCAUCGCUAGCAAGAAUCCUUUCCAGUUCAUUAACUUCCGCUUACAUGGUGGCAGCAGAUCAAGAAAAGAAGAAUCCAACAGUUCCAAGUAAAACUGAUGAUAAUGAUUCAUUAAAUUAUGAAACUGAAAAUCAACCAUCGCUAGCAAGAAUACUUUCCGGUUCAUUAACUUCCGCUUACAUGGUGGCAGCAGAUCAAGAAAAGAAGAAACCAACAGUUCCGCGUGAAAAUGAUGACGAUUCAAUAAAUUCUAAAGCUGAAAAUCAGCCAUCGCUAGCAAGAAUACUUUCCGGUUCAUUAACUUCCGCUUAUAUGGUGGCAGCAGAUCAAGAAAAGAAGAAUCCAACAGUUCCAAGUAAAACUAGUGAUAAUGACUCAAUAAAUUAUGAAACUGAAGGUCAAUUAUCGCUAACAAGAAUACUUUCCGGUUCAUUAACUUCCGCUUAUAUGGUGGCAGCAGAUCAAGAAAAGAAGAAUCCAACAGUUCCAAGUAAAACUGGUGAUAAUGAUUCUAUAAAUUAUGAAACUGAAGGUCAACCAUCGAUAGCAAGAAUACUUUCCAGUUCAUUAACUUCCGCUUACAUGGUGGCAGCAGAUAAAGAUAUGAAGCAAUCACAAUUAAGUCAACAUGGAAGUCUUGAUCUUCAUGAGCUAAAGCUCGAUGUCAAAACCUUGAAAGACGACGUAGCUCAAACUAAACAGGAUGUCAAUAAAAUUCGUCAUCAAGUAAAGCAAUUAAAAGCUGAUAAAGGAAGUUUAACAGAAACUUCUCCAUUGAUAACCAGCAAUACAUCUCUCCCUGGUUCUAAAGAACUUGACACUACCGAUAACAAUUUUAUCAUUGGAAAUAAUAAACGACAAAGCAAAUCAAUGGGAGUCAUUGGAGAUUCAAAAAAAAAUCAGAAUGAAAGUGUAAAAAAUCUGGAAUCUCGUAUCGCAGCAUUAGAACGGAAAAUAAAAGUAACAGAUGAUCCGAAAAAUAUUAAUGACUCAAAUUGUAUUGAAGAAAUUCAGCGGCUUGUUGCGAGUAUUAACGACAUUCAGAAUGAAAUCGAUAAAAUGAAACAAUCGGAUGCUAUGAAUGAUAAUGAGAAGCAAAAACACGAUAUUUUAGUUGAACAAAUAGAGCUCCUGAAAAUCCUAAAAGCAGACAAAGAGGAUCUGGAAGAUGCAUUAACAGACAAAGCGGAUACUGACGUCGUUAACAGAAAAGUUUCUUAUGAUCGUUUUCAAUCGACAUGCAAUGAUAUAACUCGCAAUGUAGAAGAUGCGAUAUCCAAAUUAACGCAACAGGAAAAAACAUGGAAACUUACACUAGAUAAUGUUCAACAAGAAAUCAACAACAAACUUGAUCGAGUUGAGUUAUCGCCAAUCGAAGAAUUUAUUACUAACCAGUUACAAGCAGUACAUGAUAAAUUGGAGGAAUUAGAAGAAGAGCGGCGUAAAAAUGAAGCAGCUGGAACUAAAAAAAUUCUUAAUGACGUAUCAUGUAUAUCUUGCAAUAAAAAUGUUACUAUGAGAAUGGAUCAAGGUCCCAUAUAUAAAAACAAUCUAAUGUCAUACAAUGGAAACAAUAAUAGUAAACCUUACAUAGCGUACAGUAUGCAUCGAAUGAAGAAACAAUUAAAACAAUUUCCCGGUAAAAACAUUAAUCAGUUCACUGCUGCAUUACAAGAGACGCGUAGGAAAAAAACACGAAGAAAUAAUUUAGUUGACAAAUCGUCAAAAGAUUAUUUUUGUAAUCGAUACUGCGGCGGAAGCCACACAAUUACGACCCCGCAACAGAGAAUUAUGAGAACGGAAAAUUAUCCGGUUGAAUGGAGCCCAGAAAUUUUAAAUCCAGAAAUAUUAAAUACACCCAGACCUAAUGUAUGUAAGCCAGAAAAAAAUGUAUGUUGCUCUGCAUUCAAUAACCAACCAGUCUUCACAUCAAUAAAUCAACAUCAGUCUUAUGAAAAGUUUGAAACAGCACAGCAACCACAAAAUCAUAAAGAACAGAAGUACAGAUCGAGUAAAAUUUCGUUAGGACGUCAAGGUUCGAAAAAAAAUCAAUCGAAGCAAAUUCUCACGGAGUCAUUAAAUUCUAAAAAUAUACUGCCGACUAUUACUGAUAAUAAAGGAGCUUUGAAAGUAAACUAGGCCGACGAAAACGCUGUAAAAAAAAAUAAUGACACCUAGAAUUUAAAAAAUGAAAAAUAUAAAACGAUAAAUAAUUGCAGCAAUAAAUAUGUGUAUCAGUUAUUAAAUUAUAAUUACAA
Molecule: messenger RNA, 3619 nt
Organism: Microplitis mediator
Lineage: Eukaryota; Metazoa; Arthropoda; Insecta; Hymenoptera; Braconidae
Exons: 10
Coding region: 63-3500 (1145 amino acids)
Source: RefSeq, a predicted model, not a curated record